Molecule: messenger RNA, 2610 nt
Organism: Penicillium roqueforti
Lineage: Eukaryota; Fungi; Ascomycota; Eurotiomycetes; Eurotiales; Aspergillaceae
Product: 1-phosphatidylinositol-4-phosphate 5-kinase
Exons: 2
Coding region: 1-2610 (869 amino acids)
Biological process (GO): phosphatidylinositol metabolic process
Molecular function (GO): phosphatidylinositol kinase activity
Source: RefSeq, a predicted model, not a curated record
AUGCCUGUCUUCUCCAACGACGUCUCCUAUCAGACUGCCACAGUCACGGCCACAGCCACUCAUCCGCGCUCGUUCGAAUCAGUCCGAAAGUCGCAUGAUAAGACCCCCGUCGGAAAUACGUUCCUGUGGACUAACUGGCCCAACGGCGACGACGCGAAUAACGACUCUCAUCAGAAUGACAGGAACCUUUUGACCGACCUGAAGAACGGUAGUACAUACUCCCUGAAUGGCCCUCGCUCUAGUGUCGGCUCGUACACGCGCGACCCGCCCCUGUCCAAGGACGGCAGCAUGCAGUCGGUAGGCAAUGGGCCCGUCAGGGAUCCCCGCGAGAACGGCCGGCCGUCCGCCAUGCUGGACCGAAAACCUUCGGACACUGGACCGGGAGCUAUCUCCACAACCACAUCCCCUUCUAGUCAACAACCCAAUGGCACUGCAAAUGGCCGACCUGUUCAGGGGAAACUUAUGGUCAAUGGAGAUAGUUAUCCGCCCUACGAUGAGUCUUCGAUCUCGCCGUCGGCCUCGCUCUUACAGAUCCCGCAGCAGGAUGAGACCGGCCGUUUUUCUCCAGACCCUGAUCGCCUGGCACCAAAUUCGAAGCCCAGCCAACCGCGUCAUGCCUCCCCACCCGCCUCAUCUACACACGAUGUCGCUCCCGUGCCAGAAUCGCAGAACUCUAAUAUGCGACAGCGAAAUUCAUUGCAGGUUCCAAGAACGCCUAGUGUUCGACGAGAAAGCGCAGAAUGCAAUGAUGAUGCUGCGUAUAGCACUGGCCGAAUGUCACCGACGACCGGCUUCCGACGCGCGUCAGUCGGUCUUAUUCGACGGGCAACGAAAACCAGCACCCAGCAAGAUAUCACUUUGGAUGAGACACCGCCGGAUGAAGAUGCAGCCCGAUGGGCCGAAGCUAUCAAACAAAAGCGAGCCUCGCGACGACGUCGCGAAGAGGAGGACGACGACCGGGUGAUUGUGGGCACCAAGGUGGACCAGAACCACGUCAACUAUGUAACCGCAUACAACAUGUUGACUGGUAUCCGCUUUACGGUCUCGAGAAUCAACGCGAAAAUGGACCGGGAACUCACCCCGGCGGACUUUAAUGCCAGGCACAAGUUCUCCUUUGACAUAACCGGCAACGAACUGAUUCCCUCCGCCAAAUACGACUUCAAGUUCAAAGACUACGCACCUUGGGUAUUCCGACACCUUCGUGCCAAGUUUCGCCUCGAUCCUGCCGACUACCUUAUGUCUCUCACAAGCAAGUACAUUUUGUCGGAACUGGGUUCCCCUGGCAAGAGCGGGAGUUUCUUUUACUUCUCGCGGGACUACAAGUACAUUAUCAAGACCAUUCACCAUUCCGAGCACAAGCUUCUCCGGAAGAUUCUUCCUGAGUACUACCGGCACGUGGAGAACAACCCAAGCACUCUCAUCUCACAAUUCUACGGAUUGCACCGAGUCAAGAUGGCAUACGGCCGAAAGAUCCACUUCGUCGUGAUGAAUAACCUGUUCCCGCCCCACCGGGAUAUCCACCAGACAUUCGACCUGAAGGGCUCGACGGUUGGCCGUGAUCUACAAGAGUCAGAUCUCGAAAGAAACCCUAGAGCAACUAUGAAGGACCUCAACUGGGUUCGUCGCAACCGUCACAUAGAAUGUGGCCCGGCAAAACGAGAAUUCUUCCUUGAGCAAUUGAAACGCGACGUUGUGUUGCUUCAAAGGCUCAAGAUAAUGGACUAUUCUCUUCUGGUAGGCAUCCAUGAUGCAGGUAGGGGCAAUGAAGAGAAAUUGCGUGACAAGACGCUUCAGGUCUUCCAACCAGGAGGUAAUCGCGAAGAGGAUACGGCUCCGACUCCCAACAACCUGAUGCGCACUCCAUCGAAAUUGGAGAAUGAACGCAAGGCCCGGGAGCUGCGCAUGCUUAUCAAACGUGAACGGCCUGUUCCAUUAGACAAGGCAGCUGCGAAGAUGCCAGAAGAAAUCCUCGAUGAACGGAAAUAUCAUGUCUUCUACGCGGAUGAUGGAGGUUUCCGAGCCACCCAUGAGAAUGGCCAACCCGGUGACGAGAUCUAUUACCUCGGUAUUAUUGAUUGCUUGACUCAUUACGGGACCACCAAGAAAUUCGAGAACUUUUUCAAAGGACUCUCGCAUGACCGGGGACAGAUUUCUCCAAUCCCGCCAGAGAGCUACGGAGAGCGCUUCAUUAAUUUCAUCAAGGGAAUCACCAUGUCAAAGGAAGAAGCCGAACGACGACGCGGUUCCGCAUCUGGUGCACCUCAGCAAUCAACUGAAAAGCCAAGUUCGAGAUCCUCUUCUGUCGAAAGAACAAUGCAAGCAGCGGAGAAGGAGGCAUCGAAAGACGUGUCCGUCACACAUCCUAGAACAUUAGCCACUGUUUGGGACCCAGCAGAUGCCGGGGGUCCCGGCCCGACUUCGACUCUUCCCAUUGUGGAUGAAGCCGGCGAGGCUAGCAGUGUCGGAGGGCGCAGCUCACACAGCCGACACGGCCCUCCAGCAUCAGACAAGGCAUUGCCUCCCAUCCCUCGCAGCGGUCCAUCGGCACCCGGCAAAGGCAAGGAAGUUGACCGGCGCAAUUUUCCGACUCCCAACCCGGCCCGACGUUAG